AUGAAGAAUGCAAAUGAAUCAACAAGUUCAAUGAGAAAGGCUGUUCAUUUUGUCACGGAAAAUGAAAUUCCAGGAAAAUUGUGUUUGCUUUCAGAGACAUCAAAAAGAUUGCAGCUGGAAUUUUCGGUAAUUCACAGAAACGAUGACGACGACGACAAUAUUCAAGCGAGGGUUGAACAGAAGCACAUACAUGUUGACUUAAUUACUGCCAACAAAGCUAAUUCAAUUUUCAAACAAUGGACCUUUUGUGAAAUAAUUUCACUCUCCACUCCCUGUCAAUGUCCCCUCCUUCACCUCAAAUACUAA
This is a messenger RNA of Clunio marinus, 306 nucleotides long. NCBI's taxonomy places the organism in Eukaryota, Metazoa, Arthropoda, Insecta, Diptera, Chironomidae. The record is from the annotation of a GenBank genome assembly.